AUGGAGUGCCGAGAGGUCCAGGUGCUGGAGGAGGGUUCACCGAUGGCUCUGAUGGAGUCCACCAAUCCAGAACAGGCCAGGACCAAAAGGGGGUGGGCCCACGCCGGCAAAUGUUCUACUCUCCAGGACUUUGAGACACUUUCUGUGACUUUGGAAGAGAUGACCAUAAAGGAGCAGCAAGAGUGGAAAAUCCAACCAUGCGUUUCAAACUGGAAGAAUGCCUGGGGUUACACCAUUCCACUGGGCAAGCGGUGGGCGGCUGACAGCUAGGGCAUGGAGACUUUCCACAUCAACGAGAACUUCGCCAAACCGGCGGAGGCCCUCUACACCAAGACGGGGCAGGUGGUGGAGGUGCGAGGCCAGGUGGAGAGGAAGAUGGCGCAGAAGGAAAAGGAGAGGAAGGAGAAGCUGAGAGAGCUGGCGCAGAUGGCCUGAGACCGGAGGACGGGAAUCAAAGGCCAUGGGGACAGAGGUUUUGAGGGCAGCCAGGCAAGGGAGCACAACGAGAUCCAUCAUGAAGGGAGGAAAGAGAGACAGCAUGACCGGAACAUCUCCAGAGCCUCUACCAAUCACUCACAAGCAGACCGGGUGUUCUCCAGUACCAAUAACAGCCCGUGCAGGGAGGGUCCGGUCCAGUUCAAGGAGAACCCCUUCGGUCUGGACGAGUGCUUGGAGGAGGCCAAGCAGUACAGGGGGACCAAGAGGCCAUCCACCAGCAGGCACUCCAACGACUACGACCAUGACAAGAAGUGCCUUGGAGGCUUUUUUUUGCCUUGGCAUUUGAGACAAGCAGUGGACAUCAGAGAGGUGUGCAAUUAUUUCUGA
Megalops cyprinoides (Indo-Pacific tarpon) is the source of this 825-nucleotide messenger RNA. RefSeq lists its product as uncharacterized. Gene Ontology annotation, biological process: mRNA splicing, via spliceosome. Gene Ontology annotation, cellular component: spliceosomal complex. The transcript has 6 exons. Lineage: Eukaryota; Metazoa; Chordata; Actinopteri; Elopiformes; Megalopidae. The record is from RefSeq and is a predicted model, not a curated record.